UACUAUUAACAGUUUUCAUUCUUUUACUCUGAACUCUAAGUGCUACAUGUUUCACUUGUAUAUUUUCUCAACUUUAUUUAUUAUGCAAAUAUUGUUUUUCAGAAUACCUGGGGACAGUGUCAGCUGGUAAAGUGGUGUGCAACAGGAAACGCUUGGUAUACAGUGAAUUGGCAAUCUGGACUAAACGUAGAUCCACCGUGGCGUUGCUGACAUUAUUUCUGUGAUUAAGCGUUACACUGUUGACUAAAAUAUCACUACAGAGCUGCCUCUUUACCUUUUCAAUUUACUAACAAAUUGGUGAUUAAAUAUAGUAUAUAAGACUUUAGUUGUAUUGUACAAGCAAAAUAAGUAUGAGAAUUUGUGGUCUUGAAGAACAAAUCCAUGUCAUUGAUAAUAAUGUGACGGUUGAAGAAAUUAUUAAGGAUAUAGUUAGAACAAAGGAAAUAUCUGAUCCUUUUUAUAUAUUUGAUAUUGGAGAUCUUGUUUACAAAGCAAAAAUAUGGCAGCAAAAAAUGCCUCGUAUAAAACCAUUUUAUGCUGUGAAGUGCAACGACAAUUCCCUUGCCUUAGAAACUUUAGCUGCCUUUGGAAUGAGUUUCGAUUGUGCUUCCAAGGCGGAAAUAAAAAAAGUGUUGGAUUUGGGAGUAAGUCCAUCACGUAUAAUAUUCGCUAAUCCUGCAAAAAUGACUUCACAUAUCAAGUACGCUAUGAAUCAAUGUGUUGAUUUGACAACAUUUGAUAAUGAACUGGAACUUUACAAAAUUAAAUCUAUACAUCCAACCUGCAACCUAGUUAUUCGAAUUCGUUGUGAUGCUACUGAAACACAGUGUCCACUUGGUAUCAAAUAUGGCUGUGAUCCUCAAACUGAAGCACCUGGAUUAAUUUCAUUGGCCCGCGACUUAGGUUUAUCUAUAGUAGGAGUUAGUUUUCAUGUUGGUUCAGGAUGCAAUGAACCAAUUGCCUUUCGAAGGGCAAUCGCUGCUGCUGCAACAAUUUUCCGUCUUGCUCAGCAAUUAGGUUUUAUGAAUAUGUACUUGUUGAACAUAGGUGGAGGAUUUCCUGGAAAUAAAAAUACAUCACUGGACAAAAUUUCAGAUGUAGUGAAUGAUGCCCUUAAUGAAUGGUUUCCUCCAAAUAGUGGAGUGACUAUUAUGGCGGAGCCAGGGAGAUUUUUUGUGGCCUCAGCAUUUACACUUGCCACUAAAAUUCAUUCAAUAAAGAGGCGAUCAAAUGACAAAGAUCAUAUCAUGUAUUUCAUCAAUGAUGGAGUGUACGGUUCUUUUAAUAGUAUACUUUAUGAUCAUUCGAUUGUUGAGCCCAAACCUUUGAAUGAUUAUCCAAUGAGCCCAAUCACUCAAAGUUCCAUCUGGGGACCUACUUGUGAUGGAUUAGAUCAGGUGGUUGAUUUGGUAAACUUGCCUCUUAUGAAAAUGGGUGAUUGGAUUACUUUUGAGGACAUGGGAGCUUAUACGAUACCUGUGGCUAGUACAUUUAAUGGAUUUCCUCUACCUAAAGUCUAUGCCAUUGCCAGCCGUGAAAUUUGGCUCAAGCUGAAAAAUUUAAUGCCAAUAUCAGAGGAUCACUUUACAACCGUGCCCAUUGUUGCAACUAUCAAGAUGGUUCGAUCAGAUUCAAGCGAUGAAGAUGAUUGGGAUGAAAAUGAUUUAGACUAUACUAGAAAUUAUCCAUGUCUUCAUUUAAAAAAUUCGUUUUCUUUGCCUGAAGCAUGAGGUUUUGCUUGUAUAAUGAAAUAACUUAGUCUCCGUUUUAUUAUAUUUAAAAUUAGUUUUAAGUUUCUGUUAGCAUUCACUGAAUUGAGUAAAGAGGCAGCUCUCCAUAAUUACAUUUAUACACAAAUAAUACAUUUUAAUCUUUUAAUUUAUUCUUUACCAUAGUUUAAGAUUUGUUGUCUUUUGAAUAUAAUGAUGAUAUUUAUUGG
Molecule: messenger RNA, 1939 nt
Organism: Sipha flava (yellow sugarcane aphid)
Lineage: Eukaryota; Metazoa; Arthropoda; Insecta; Hemiptera; Aphididae
Product: ornithine decarboxylase 1-like
Exons: 10
Coding region: 351-1730 (459 amino acids)
Cellular component (GO): cytoplasm
Molecular function (GO): ornithine decarboxylase activity
Source: RefSeq, a predicted model, not a curated record